Molecule: messenger RNA, 2451 nt
Organism: Drepanopeziza brunnea f. sp. 'multigermtubi' MB_m1
Lineage: Eukaryota; Fungi; Ascomycota; Leotiomycetes; Helotiales; Drepanopezizaceae
Cellular component (GO): cytoplasm; nucleus
Source: RefSeq, a predicted model, not a curated record
AUGUUUGUUCUCAGGAAUGUGGGGAAGUUGAUCUUCGGUGACACUUCGAAGGAAUCUCUGAUCGAACUACCUCAAGGACAGCUUUAUCUCGUCCGCCCACUCUCUCCGAAGGGCUAUUCUGAGCUCAUCUUCAAGGACGCCGCGGCGAGAAUCCGACGCACCAACCAGGAAUUUCAGUACCAGCUGGUGGUCCAGCGCGCAUACGAGGAAGGUGAGGAGGAGCUUGGAGACGACGAGGACGCGGAGGAAACCGAGAUCGCAGCUCUCGGUGCCGAGCGAGACGAGAAGACCUUUCUGCUUGACGAAGGGCUACAUUUCAGAUCUGAGAUCCGAGAGGGUGGGGAAAAGGUUCUAGCUUGGCGAGACUUGAGUGGCGACGCCGGUGACCUCUACGAAUUUGUUUGUGACCGCUCGAUUGGCACCCACGAAGUCGAGACUUUCGAGAUCACUGCCGCCAAGUGUCAAUACGAGCGAAAGCAUAGAAAGAGCCAUAAUACUGCGACAGUCGAGGAUCUUGCGGCGUUCACUUUUGAGAGCGAGGAGCCUAUCCCGAGCGCGAGCCCCCCACACAGCUCUCCAGUCAACACGAUGCCACCACCUCCGAGAAACACUGCCAACUCGGCGCUGAAGCGGGAGGAGCGGGAAAGCACUCCCUCGAAGUCCUCUCGACAGGUCGCACUCAAGGAGGAAGGUCCCACGGCUGCACCAGCCGUCGCUGAUCACCCAGAGGCGCUGUCGAUUCUGGCGGAAGAACCAGCCGAACUCCAUUUGUUCGACUUUGUAUCCGGUGCAUUCAUUCUGCAGGAUCCAAAAGUCAAGGCUACAGUAUCAGAGGUCGGUAAGUGGAGAUACUGGCUCCAAAUCGAGAGCGACGACAGAGACUGGCUCGGGCAGGAAGUGAUUGCGGAUAUUAACCCAGUUUUCAAUUUCGAUUACCUUUCCUUCAUUUUCAACGCCUAUACCCCGACUGGUGAUGCCUACUCAUGGCUGCUAAGAUUUAAGGAUCAGGAGAUGGAGACGAGGUUCCAAGAGGGUUUGAUGCAAGCCUUGUGGGAACAAUUGAACGAGAUAAAAUGGAACAAAAGCAAGGAUGAGGAGCGUGACUACGUCCUUGAAGCUUUCCAAGAUCUUGCUAUGGACGAUGUCCCCGAAGAGGAGGACGAAGAGGACGAAGAGGAGGAAGAGGAGCCCGAAGCUGAAGAUGAUGGCCAGCAAAGCGAGCACUACGACAGCGAUGAAGAGGACGACGACGUGGUCACUAGAGACGAUGACGGGAAUGUCAACUCGCAGCUGGCAGUGGGCUACAAGCACGAUCGGUCGUUUGUGGUUCGUGGAUCCAAGAUUGGUGUAUUCAAGCAUACCCCAAAUAACAAUCUUGAGUUCUCCACGAACAUUUCAAAGGUCGAGACACCAAAUGGAAAGCUCUUCAGUCCUAAGAAGGUCAUGCUUCACGCCGAGGAUACAAACAUGAUUCUUCAAAAUGAGGGCGACCCCAACUCGCUCUACCGAAUGGACCUAGAGUACGGCAAGAUCGUUGACGAAUGGAAGAUUCACGAUGAUAUUCCAGUCAAUACAUUUGCUCCCGAGAACAAGUUUGCUCAGAUGACUGGCGAGCAGACUUUCCUCGGUCUGUCACGAAACGCGCUCUACCGGAUCGAUCCUCGUCUUGCCGGCAACAAGCUUGUCGACACAGAGCUCAAGCAAUACGUCUCGAAGAACGAAUUUUCUGCUGCCGCUACUACCGAGAAGGGCUACAUUGCCGUUGCCAGUAACAAGGGUGAUAUUCGCAUGUUUGACCGUCUCGGCAUCAAUGCCAAGACGCACAUUCCUGCUCUCGGAGAACCCAUCAUCGGCCUGGAUGUCAGCGCUGAUGGUCGGUGGGUCUUGGCUACUUGCCGCACAUACCUUCUGCUCAUUGAUGCCAUGCAGAAGGAGGGCAAGAACGAAGGCAAGCUUGGAUUCGAGAAGUCCUUUGGCAAGGAUUCGAAGCCGCAACCUCGUCGUCUGGGUCUCACCCCAUCCCACGUUGCACAAUUCCAGCACGAGACUGGAGCAGCUCUCUCCUUCACGCCGGCAAAGUUCAACGCGGGAGAAGGCUUGUCGGAGACAUCAAUCAUCACUGCUACCGGCCCAUUCAUUGUCACUUGGAACUUGAAGAAAGUGCUGCGCGGCAGCAAGGACCCGUACAGCAUCAAGCGAUACGCCGAAGAGGUCAAGGCAGACAACUUCAAAUACGGCAGUGACAAGAACGUCAUCGUCGCCUUGCCCAACGAAGUCAAUAUGGUGGCCAAGCAGUCCUUCAAGAAGCCUACCAGAGAAAGUAUUGCGACUCCUGUUCGCAUUGGUGGUGGUAGUUUUGGCGGUCGACGAAGUGAGGGAGGUCGCCUCAGCACGAGAGACAGUGGGAGAUAUAAGCUCGGCAAGGACGAUGUGGUCGACUCUCCUUAUUAA